AUGAAACGAUGCACGGUGCUCCGCCCAAGUAGCUUUGGGACACUGGGGCCUCUCCAGGCUCAACGAUGGCACUCCUACGACAAAGCUUCCCUGACGAGAGAGGCCCUGCUACGGAAAGUCGAAGCUGGCCUUGGGCGCGAUACGGACGGCGAGUCAUUAAAGGUCGACCCCGAGGCCAAGAUCAUCUCGACGGCGGCUGGAGAUCUUCCCAUCUCGCCGAUAUUUGAUCCAGCAUGGAUGCAGGCCAGGAGAAGGACUGCAAAGGCUGCGCCGGGUCCGCCACUAGGCAGGUUUCGACGGAAGCUGGCAAACAAUCCAUUUGCACAGGCUCUCGCUACACCAAUACGAAGAUGCCCAAGCAGCGCCACGAGCUUGCCACGCUACUUCCUACAGGACUUUGAGCUUAUAAAGCACCCGACGACUGGCACGCCCUGGUGGGCUCCCGGCCCGUUAUCUUUCGAGCAUGUCCAGCCCGCCAAGCGAUUAGACGAAGCACAAGCCAAUAUCAGCGGCGGACACGAUGUAGAGGCCUCGGCAGCGGAGCCCAUCUCAACCCCUGUUGCAGGUCCAAACGUCAACGCAGAAGCCUCGGAGGAGCACGCCCGGCGGCCGCGAAGAGCACCCAUAACGACCUACAUGCUGAACCGCAAGCUGCUGGUUGACAUGGUUGGUGGGCCAAACAAGAAAUACCUCGCAAUGCUGCUGGCGGCCCGAAGCGGCAUGGCCCUCGCCCCGGACAGUAAGACAGCAGUCUGGAGGGAAGAUAUGGGCGAUGUGCUCCUGCAGAUGAUGCGUCAACAGGCAACAGAUGCGCUAGCUACUCGUGGCAAUCGGUUACACGAACCCAAACACAGGUUCAUCGAACCCUGUGCCAAUUGGAAAGAUGUCAGAUGCGUCGGAUUGCGGGGCUGCGUUCUCUGGCUGCCUGAGAAGAAAGAUGCGGCGGAUCAGUACGCAACACUGGAUAUCGGGGAAGCUCAAUACGGAAGGAAGAUGGUUGUGCAUAAUCUACAUUGGCUACUCGGCGAGCGAGAGAUACGAGUACAGGCAGCAGCUCUCCACGGCGACAGUGAUGACAAGGGCGAUGCCAGGCAAGAUAACAACACGGCAGCUGGGCGCAACCCGGACCUUGUGUAUCUGUAUGGGCCUGUUACGAGGAUGAGUCGCAUCAGAGAGAGAGAGAUGCAGGCAGGACUCGGGAUGAAGAAGAUGCCCCUCCACGUGUGCGGCACGAGCAUCGGACAGGGCAGCAUCUGCAAGUUCAUGGUCCUACAGUACGUGAUUGCCGCUUCCACUUUACAGAGACUAGACCACUCGAUGGAACAUUCCUUGCACGCAUGCGACGGCGGUUUUGGACACCCACGCGAAUGA
Molecule: messenger RNA, 1371 nt
Organism: Trichoderma aggressivum f. europaeum
Lineage: Eukaryota; Fungi; Ascomycota; Sordariomycetes; Hypocreales; Hypocreaceae
Exons: 3
Coding region: 1-1371 (456 amino acids)
Source: RefSeq, a predicted model, not a curated record